Messenger RNA from Pectinophora gossypiella (pink bollworm), 2150 nucleotides. RefSeq names its product protein phosphatase methylesterase 1. The record is from RefSeq and is a predicted model, not a curated record. Bases 136 to 1338 code for a protein of 400 amino acids. Gene Ontology annotation, biological process: protein demethylation. Gene Ontology annotation, molecular function: protein methylesterase activity. NCBI's taxonomy places the organism in Eukaryota, Metazoa, Arthropoda, Insecta, Lepidoptera, Gelechiidae. The transcript has 10 exons.
UCUGAGGCGCAACCCAAGCAAGCAAAAGCAACAAGCAAAACAAAAUGGCUGGCUGGCUGUAAUAAUGUUCUAAAUACUGUGUCUAUAAAGAUUUAAAACAAUGUAAUUUUUUUUAAUAUCGAAUCAAACCUCAAAAUGUCUGCUUUACAAAAGAGUAUAAUUAAAAACAAAAUGCCACCUCGAUGCCCAAGAACAUCAGGUGUCGCCAAGUUAGCUCCUUUCGGUUCUGCUCGCCGCAAGGAUUAUACCCCGGUAUCAUGGCGCCAAUAUUUCGACAAGUUCGUAGAUGUAGAGACAGAAGGUGGGACUUUCCGGGUCUAUCUUUCUCCAGAGCCAGCUCACCCGAAUCGGCCGAGGAUUAUUACCCUACACGGAGGUGGCUACUCUGGUCUGAGCUGGGCGUUGUUUACUGAAGAGAUUACCAAUAUGAUUGACUGCCAGGUUGUAUCUAUGGACAUUAGAGGACAUGGGGAGACCAAGGCAAAGAACCCGGAAGACUUGAGUGCUGACACUUUGGUCAAAGAUGUGGAUUUGGUUCUCCAAAAGAUAUUUGGCAAUGAGAUGCCAUGUUUAAUUCUCGUGGGACACUCGAUGGGUGGAGCAAUAGCGGUCCGGGCCGCUAAACUGCCAUCUUUGAUGCCGUAUAUUGAAGGCUUGGCUGUUAUAGAUGUUGUAGAAGGGACAGCUAUGGAAGCUUUGGCCAGCAUGCAGAGUUUCCUAAGAGGAAGACCAAGUCACUUUAAAAGUAUAGAACAUGCUGUUGAGUGGUGUGUACGCAGUGGCCAAGUGAGAAAUGUGGACUCGGCUAAAGUGUCCAUGCCCAGCCAGAUUGUUAACUGUGAGACGGGCCUGUUGGCGACUAACGAGGUGGAGUCGUACACGCCGGCCGACGACACGAGCGAGCCCGCGCCGACGCGGCACGCACCGCUGCCGGACCGCAUCGACGAGGAGGAGGAGACCGACUCUGAAGCCUUCACCAGGCCCGGCGCCGUCGGUGACGGAGCUGCCUCCAUGAGAUACAAAUGGCGGAUAGACUUGUCAAAGACGGAGUUGCACUGGGCGGGGUGGUUCAAGGGCUUGUCAUCAGAGUUCCUGUCAGUGCGUGCGCCGAAGCUGCUGCUGCUGGCAUCCAUAGACGGUCUGGAUAGGGAGCUCAUGGUCGGACAGAUGCAAGGAAAAUUCCAAAUGCAAGUAUUGCCACGCUGCGGGCACGCCGUACACGAAGAUACUCCGAGUGAGGUCGCGCGUGCUGUAGCAGGGUUCGCCCUGCGCUACCGGCUGACGGAACCCACGGAGAACGGAGAACUUAUGCAGCUAAUGCCGAAGCCCGGAUGCUAGGCACCUAGUAAAUUACAGUAACAUAUAACUUAAGGUGGAGUAGGUAAGUGUUUAACAAGGAGAUAAAUGUUUUAAUUACACAUGUGUACUAGAUGUAGACAAUGCGAUAUUUUUUUAUUUAAUUCGCUGCCGUUGCACUGUCACUUUUACUCACUAGAUGCGCUAACGUUUAAAGCCGAUGAUGACAAAUCUUGAACAAGAUAUACGUACACACACAUGUGUAAGUGACAUAGUAACGAAUAGUGAGGGGCAUGAUUAAGCAGGUGGAAUAUUGUAUCGGAAAAUUCAUGAAAAAAUUAGUUUUUUUUUAUGAUUUCUCAGUUAUAUACUUAUGCGACAGAAAAUUCCACUUGAUAUCAAAGAAGAAUCAUGGUCUGAGUCAUCCCUCAGUUUUUGUUACGAUGUCACUAACACCCCUAUAAUCAUAGUCAGGCGAGAAAUGCCUUAUCAUUACGUAUUUCGAUUGUGCCCGGAGGAUUACUGACUUAUUAUUGCUUGUUUUUAUUAUUAUUGUUACUUAAACCACUAAAGCGGUUAUGAAAUGUAUUUAUUAUUGUACAAGUUUUUUCCAUCCAUAUUAAAUCGGAGUAGUUAGUUAUAUUAUUUACAAUAGACAAAGCAUUUUGUAGUUUUACUGUGCAUAUUUAAUAAAAUUUACCUUAAUAAAUGUGAAUAGAGUAUGUAUAUUACGGAAUUUGAUCUAUUUUAAAUUAAACUUAUCCAUCAAGUUUGAAAUCUUAAUGCAUCGAUUUAUUUAUUGAAUGACUAUGUAAUGUAAUGCAGGCCAAUAAAGUGAUAAUUUAUUUAUUUUA